Messenger RNA from Ilyonectria robusta, 294 nucleotides. RefSeq names its product microsomal signal peptidase 12 kDa subunit-domain-containing protein. Lineage: Eukaryota; Fungi; Ascomycota; Sordariomycetes; Hypocreales; Nectriaceae. Gene Ontology annotation, biological process: protein targeting to ER. The record is from RefSeq and is a predicted model, not a curated record. The coding region runs from base 1 to 294 and encodes 97 amino acids. Gene Ontology annotation, cellular component: signal peptidase complex; endoplasmic reticulum membrane. The transcript is spliced from 3 exons.
AUGGCGGACGUCCUUGAUCAAGUCCGUGACGUCGUCGACGGCCAGAUUGACUUCGAAGGCCAGAAGGUCACCGAACUCCUCGCCACCAUCCUCCUCGUCAUCUCUGGGGCCCUCUCGUUCUUCAUCGGUUAUAUCCUCCAAGAUAUCAAACUCGCCGUCUACGUGGGGUUGGGGGGGACAGCCUUAACUUUCCUAGUGACGGUGCCACCGUGGCCCAUUUACAACAAGAACCCAGUCAAAUGGUUGCCCGCAGGGUAUGCGGUGGAUUUGGCAGCAAGCAAGUCGAGUCAAUAA